Mercurialis annua (annual mercury) is the source of this 438-nucleotide messenger RNA. RefSeq lists its product as uncharacterized. The coding region runs from base 59 to 412 and encodes 117 amino acids. The record is from RefSeq and is a predicted model, not a curated record. The transcript has a single exon. NCBI's taxonomy places the organism in Eukaryota, Viridiplantae, Streptophyta, Magnoliopsida, Malpighiales, Euphorbiaceae.
CCAUAACCUUAUUGCUCAUCUCUUUACACCUACGCCAACAAACCAAACAGAAUUCAAAAUGGGUAACUGCAUACACCGCGAAUCCUCCACCCAAUGGGGCGGAGACGAAUGGGGAUCAUCACCGUCUCCGUCGCCGGACGACAUGGAAGAGCGACAGCUUCUCGGAGAUCAAAACAGAGACUUGACGAAAUCUUUAUCAGCUAAGUCUAAGACAUCAAAUACGGAAAUAAAGAUCAAGAUUACGAAGAAGCAGCUUGAGGAAUUGCUUGGUAGAGUUGAUAUGAAAGAAUUAUCGAUAGAACAAGUUUUAGGUCAGUUGAUUAGUGUUAGUAAUCAAUCGUUUGAUGCGCAUCAGAAAUCAUGGAGGCCUCAUUUACAGAGUAUUCCUGAGUGUGAUUUAUUAAUUAGUUAAGGAAUUUUUAAGAAUUCAAUUUGUUU